Messenger RNA from Girardinichthys multiradiatus, 2607 nucleotides. Its product is annotated as protocadherin gamma-A9-like. The record is from RefSeq and is a predicted model, not a curated record. The transcript has a single exon. Gene Ontology annotation, biological process: homophilic cell-cell adhesion. The coding region runs from base 163 to 2607 and encodes 814 amino acids. Gene Ontology annotation, molecular function: calcium ion binding. Gene Ontology annotation, cellular component: plasma membrane. Lineage: Eukaryota; Metazoa; Chordata; Actinopteri; Cyprinodontiformes; Goodeidae.
GAGCACAACACUCGAUCAUCGGACGGUUUUGCUGGAGGAGGAUUGCUUAAAAAGGAUAAACAGAUAUAUCCUCUGCACUUUUUUCAUUCUGUACACGACUAAGCUUUUAAACGGAGGCCUUGGAAUCGAUUUCAGUGGUUCUUUUUUUAUUUAAAAGACUGGAUGCUCAAAAGGGUAAAAACGAAAAGAACAAUGAAUCGGCCGGUAUUGCUAUUCGUCUCUCUCCUUUCUCUGGACUCGGUGAUCGGGCAGGCCAGCUACUCCAUUCCAGAAGAAAUGCCCAAAGGAUCCUUAAUUGGAAAUAUCGCUCAUGAUUUAGGAUUAGAAACUAAACGUUUGGUAUCCGGUAAAGCUGAGAUUUUUAACAGAAACAGCGCCGAGUACGUCGAGCUGAACAGAGAAAGAGGAGUGCUCCUCGUCAAGGAGAGAAUCGACAGAGAGGCGCUGUGUACAGAGACCACGGUUUGUGCUUUAGAUUUUCAGGUUAUUUUGGAGAAUCCGAUGGAAUUUUACACAGUUACAAUCCAGAUAACAGAUGUUAAUGAUAAUGCACCGACGUUUGAAAAAGGCGAGAUGAAAUUCAAAAUUAGCGAGUCAGCCAUAAAUGGUGCAAAAUUUGUGUUAGAAAGGGCGGUAGAUCAUGAUGUUGGAAUUAAUGGUCUCCAGGAUUACCUUCUAAAACCAUCAGACCACUUUGUAUUGAAACUGCACAGUAAUGCAAAUGGCCACAAAAACGUGGAGAUGGUUUUACAGAAGCCUUUAGACCGAGAGAAACAGGAGCAGAUAAAUCUAGUGUUAACAGCUGUAGAUGGGGGGGAGCCGCAGAUGUCAGGUACGAUGCUAAUUGUUAUUACAGUCUUAGACGUUAAUGAUAAUGCUCCUGUUUUUACACAGAAAACAUAUAAAGCUGCAGUGACUGAAAAUUCCCCGAAAGGAACAGUUGUGGCUACAGUUACUGCGUCAGAUGCAGAUGACGGUUCUAAUAGUAAAAUUACGUAUUCAAUCACAAACACUUUAGAUAACGUAAGAAAAGUAUUCAAGAUUAACGAGGAAAACGGACAAAUUUCAUUAAUUCAAAAUAUUGAUUUCGAAAAAUCAAAAUAUUUUCAUAUAAAUGUGCUUGCUAGUGACAAUGGUGGACUGACAGAUUCUUCAAAACUGGUUGUCGAUGUGCAAGACGUCAACGACAACAAACCUGAAAUUAGGAUAAUGUCAAAGUCAAAUGUAAUAGCUGAAGAUUCAAACCCUGACACAGUUGUUACAAUUAUAAAUAUAGAAGAUUUAGACUCUGGAAAAAAUGGGGACGUAAAAUGCUUUCUCAAGGAAAAUGUGCCUUUUAUUUUAAAAUCAUCAAGAAAUAAUUUCUAUAGUUUAGUUACAGACAGUGAAUUAGACAGAGAGAGAGCCUCUGAGUAUAAUAUAACAGUGACCUGCUCUGAUGAAGGAGUCCCCUCCCUCUCCAGCAGCGUCACUCUCACCUUACAGAUCUCUGAUGUGAAUGACAACGCGCCUGUCUUUGAGAGGAGCUCAUAUGAGGCCUACAUUGUAGAAAACAACACACCAGGUAUCUCUAUAUUCACAGUGAAAGCCACAGACGCUGACUGGAACCAGAAUGCCCGUGUUUCUUACAUACUGGAGGACUCCUCUGUUAACGGAGUACCAGUCUCCUCAUAUGUGUCCGUUAGUGCUGAUAGUGGAGUCAUCCAUGCAGUGCGCUCUUUUGACUACGAGCAGAUCAAAGAUUUCCAUUUCCGGAUCAAAGCGCAGGAUGGAGGCUCUCCUCCACUCAGCAGCAACGUGACUGUUAAAAUCCUGAUCCAGGAUCAGAACGAUAACCCACCUCAGGUUCUGUACCCAGUCCAGACUGGUGGCUCUGUGGUGGCUGAAAUGGUGCCUCGUUCAGCAGAUGUGGGCUACCUGGUGACUAAAGUGGUGGCUGUUGAUGUGGACUCUGGUCAGAACGCCUGGCUCUCCUAUAAACUGCAGAAAGCCACAGACAGGGCGCUGUUUGAAGUGGGCUUACAGAAUGGAGAAAUAAGAACUAUCCGUCAGGUGACUGAUAAAGAUGCUGUGAAACAGAGACUGACUGUUAUAGUGGAGGACAACGGGCAGCCCUCUCGUUCAGCUACAGUCAUUGUUAACGUGGCGGUGGCGGACAGCUUCCCUGAAGUGCUGUCGGAGUUCACUGACUUUCCACACGAUAAGGAGUACAAUGACAACCUGACUUUUUACUUAGUGUUGGCUCUGGCUGUGGUCUCCUUCCUCUUCAUCACAUGUUUAGUGGUUAUUAUAUCAGUGAAGAUCUACAGAUGGAGACAGUCCCGCAUCCUGUAUCACUCCAGCCUCCCUGUGAUUCCAUAUUAUCCUCCACGUUACUCAGACACUUUGGGAACAGGGACUCUGCCACAUGUGUACAACUACGAGGUGUGCAGGACGACUGACUCCAGAAAGAGUGACAAUAAGUUCGGAGGAGCUGGUGGUCAGAACGUGUUGAUAAUGGAUCCCAGUUCUACAGGGACGAUGCAGCGGAUACAGAGUGAGAAGAACAUCCUGGAUGAACCUGACUCUCCUCUAGAGGUGAGGAGCGCUGUGAUCACUAUUAAAUAA